Molecule: messenger RNA, 4375 nt
Organism: Schistocerca gregaria
Lineage: Eukaryota; Metazoa; Arthropoda; Insecta; Orthoptera; Acrididae
Product: DNA-binding protein D-ETS-6-like
Exons: 4
Coding region: 28-1578 (516 amino acids)
Biological process (GO): regulation of transcription by RNA polymerase II; cell differentiation
Cellular component (GO): nucleus
Molecular function (GO): sequence-specific DNA binding; DNA-binding transcription factor activity, RNA polymerase II-specific
Source: RefSeq, a predicted model, not a curated record
GAGCCGGCGGCCGACCAUGGCGCAAGCAUGCCGCGAGCCUCGCGACGCAGGAGGAGCCGGCCCGCAGUGACCACUUCCACCGCCACAGUCACCACACCUGCCGACGCCGCCAUGACGUUCGCCACGGGAGGAAGCGAGGGCGCGGGCACGGCGGUGCUGCCUCCCGCGCCGCCCUUCUCCGCGGCCUGGGGCGACUACUCGCCCCCGGACUCGUUCCUCGGCGCCUUCCGCGCGCAGCCACAGGUGCCGGUGGUGCGCGCCUCCAGCGUCGACGGCGCCGCGGCGCCGCCGCAGCAGCAGCAGCAGGUCUUCCGCAGCAAGAGCGCCGACAGCAUCGCGGGCGGCGUCGUCACGUGCGAGCUGUCGGUCGCCGGGCCGCCCCCGCUGGCGCGCUGCGACGCGGCCUCCACCUCCACCUCCGCCCCCGCCACCGCGCCCUUCGGCGCCCAGGCGCGGAGCCCUUCCUCCGAGUCCGGCAGCGCCGGCACUGUCGGGGAACCGUCUCCGUCCACGUCGACGGCCGCUGCGGAUGGCGCCGGCGGAGGCGGGCGGGGGCGGACGGAGGGUGACGCCGGCGGCGACGGUGACGACGAGGACAGGCUGGUGCUCGUCCCUGCAGACCCCGGCGAGUGGAGCGGCGAGCACGUGUCGGCGUGGCUGCGCUGGUGCACGCGCCAGUUCCGGCUGCGGCCGGCGCCCGACCCGGCGCGCUUCCCCGGCACGGGGCCCGAACUGUGGGCGCUGCGGCGCGACGAGUGGGCGACGCUGGCGGGCAGCGGGCGAGCAGGCAGGCUCCUCGCCGUGCACCUGGCGCACCUGCGCCUCGCCGCCACCGGCGCGCCCUCCAGCCCGCUCACCGAACCGCGCCACGACUCCGACACCGAGGCCGACGCCGCCGACGACCACGGCUCGGCGGCGGACCCGUACCAGGUGCUGAACGCGGCGGGGUCGCGGCUUCUGGCGCAGGGCUCCGGCCAGAUCCAGCUGUGGCAGUUCCUGCUGGAGCUGCUCGCCGACUCCAGCAACGCCGCCUGCAUCGCCUGGGAGGGCAGCAACGGCGAGUUCAAGCUCACCGACCCCGACGAGGUGGCGCGCCGCUGGGGCGAGCGCAAGAGCAAACCCAACAUGAACUACGACAAGCUCAGCCGCGCGCUCAGGUACUACUACGACAAGAAUAUAAUGACAAAGGUGCACGGCAAACGGUACGCGUACAAGUUUGACUUCCACGGACUGAUGGCAGCAUGUCAGGCGCAAGCACAGGCCCAGGCAGCAGCAGCAUCUGGCGGAAGUGCGAGUGGCAGUUCAGGUGCGUCAGAUGGACUUUACAAGUACCAAGCACAUCACAGUGAGCUGGGGCCUGCACUGUACCCAGCGUCCGCACUAGCCGACUCCGCCGCGGCUGCAGCUAAGCUGCUGCCGAGCACUACCGGCGUCACUGUCCCACCUCCGGGCACGGUCUCACCCUUCUGGACAUCAGCGGCAGCGGCUGCUGCUGCAGCUUCCGGACUACAGUCAGUGUACUCGGUGGCACCUGUCAGGUACCCGUACACCCCUGGUCCGGGGAGUGGCAGCAACUAGCCGGCGGCUCUGUGGCCGGCGUGCCUGACAGCACGAGUGGCCCCGACCCCGACCUGCACGUCCCACCGUCUGUGGCCCGAUCGAGACGGCACUCACGUCGGCAUUUCGGUCGAGCAGCCGAGUCCCUGGAGAACUCUGCUGUCCCGUCCACAUUACUUGUUCUCGUAGUGACUGCAGAGUUUGUUAUUUAUCUCCACUGCAACUACUUACAAAUCAUUUGUGUGCAAAGGAGAAAGGAGGCAACCUGUACUUACAAGUGAAGAGACACUCUUAUUGCCAACCAAUCUUACACACAAAAUUUUUUACUGCAGUGGUAUGGACACAGUACUCUUCACAGAGCCAGCAGUAUAUGAGUUUAAGACAUGUGACACAGUAAACACUAUUGUGACUUUCAUAAUUAAUUUAGUUUACAGUGUAGAAAAAUGUUAAUUUUAUUUGUACAAUAUAUUGUUAAAGAAAGAAACCAGUAAAAUUUAAAAAUUCCUGUUUACGUCAUAAUAUAAAAGAAGACAUAGGAGUGUGAGCACAAUUUUCAUCAUUACAUAUGAAGACUGUGUCCUUUAUCCCAUACAAAUUCUACUUUUCCAGUCUUCUAUCCCAUACAAAUUCUAAUUUUCAGUCUUCCUCUCUUUUACUCUGGUAAUAUUAGCAAAAGUUUAUGUAUUUUGUGAAACAAUGACUCAUUUCAUUCAUUCUCUCCAGGUAGCAAGUUAGAGAAAAAUUCUAAAACUAACUCCCAGUUUUAUACUGAACAAACUCAUACUUCUUAUGAUACAAAAUAAUUGUUUAAGGUGAAUGUAAAUGUAUUUUCAAAUAGUAUUUGUACAUCUGAAGAAGACGAAACUUAAGCUGAAGCAGUAUGCGCCACAAUUUUCAUACAAAAUUCUGUUGGGUGUUUACAAGAAAGUGAUGUAUUUGUGAAAUGUUAUAGUUCCUCUGGAACAUUCAACAAUAAACAAAAUUUACAGCUGAUCAUCACUUAAUAAAACAUACAUAAAUGUAGAAAAAGUUUUACUAGAAAUGUGCAAGCCUUAUCACUUCGUUUUACCAUUAAAAAAAAAAAUUUUUUUUUGUUUACAUACCAACACUUAUCUUACCUUGAGGAAGAAGUGUUGCUUUGUUUUGUCUUUCACCAUUAUAAGUUGGAUUCUCAAACUGUACUUACAUUAUCCUUUACUUAGUAGAGAAACCAGUAUGAAAUUGUCUCUUAUUUUAAUGUGUCUGAACUGACACUUGCUGGCAACAUAUUUAAUUUGUUAAUACAUCUAUUAUGAUGGAAUGCUUCCAAAUAUUCAUUCUUAUGACUUUGUAAUUUCAGUAUUCACAUUUGCAAGAUCCUCAUUCUAGCAUUGUCCCCACACUCAACAGCAUAGUUGAUGUACUUCAGAAUGUUCUUUACUAUAAAUAUUUCCAUUCCAGGAUUUCCAAUAUUUUAGUUUUAACACACAGAUCCACCUGCAUUCCAACAUAUACCCCCAAUAGCAAUAAUUCAAAUCAAAUUAUCAUUGUAUAUUGUUCCCCCAGUCGCACGCACCAUUUGCAUUUUUUUUAAAAUUUUUUUUUGCAAUGAAUGAUUUUAAUUACUAUAAUUACCAAAGUCUCUCUUUUCCACCUUAUAUCUGUUUCAUUACUACAAAUGCAACAUAUACACUUGUUAAAAACACAUGGGAUUCUGAUUGCUGAUCAUUACACACUGUAUGCUCUUGUGUAAAACAACUAUUCUGAACUUCAGUUCUAUGCAUUUCAACCAUCAUUCUUUCCAUAAUUUAAAAGACCAAUCAAUAUUAAGUUUUACAUAAAUAAGGGACAAUUUCCACUUUUUUUAUUUUCUAUAUAGUCACUGGCUGUGACACAGUUUUUGAGAUAGUACCUGCUCUGAAUAUUUGAACAGAAUUAGUUCAUAUGUGAUUCUUUGACUGUUUCAUAGCAUCUUUCCUACUAGGAAUUUUCCAUUGAAUAAUGUUAAUGGAAAUGACAUUAAUGAUUUUGAAUUGUUGUCUUGUGUUCUCUUCCUUCAAUUAUGCUACACCAUUGUUUAAUGCUUUUACCUCCCUUUCCUGGAGUAUGGAGUCAGGAUAUUUCAUGAAUAUACCCCUAAUAUUUUUUCAGUGCAACACAGUUGUAAAUUUGUAGCUCUACGGAAGACAAUUCAUAACAAGAAAUGUCCUAGAUCAGUUUCUGAGAGAAAGAGAGAGAGAGAGAGAGAGAGAGAGAGAGAGAGAGAGAGAGAGAGAGGGGUCUGUAGAAACUCACUGUAAGAAAAUAGAUCUGCAAGUGUCUUUUUCUCAACAUUGGCGCCACUUCCAACAGUGUAUCCAGUUGUCUGAGACAUCAAUGACAGCCUGUGACCACUGAAUAAUAUAGAUUUCAGCCUUACAUAGUAAUUAAUAGAAAAUUAUUUAAAGCAAGAAUCAAAAUAGUAUGACAUAUAACCAAAUAUAGAACAUGUUGUCAAAACUUUUAACUCUGAUGAAACUGCUACCUAUGUUUAUGUUCCUGUCUUGUAAAUAUGUGUACGUAAGUGUGAGGUUAUGUAAAUAAAUGUUGUGCUGUAUGAAAAUAGUUCACACUGACUAAAAAUUUUAUUAAAAAUAGAUAAAACCUUUAUUUUUGUGUAUACAGAAAACCACAACUUCAUGCCAUCUUGAAAAUGCUUACAAACUGAAAAUUAUCUUUCAUAACAUUGGUAAAUUCUUAUCUGGAGAUAUCUAAACAUGCUAUCUGCUUUUAAAUUGUACUUAGGUUUUUAUGCUACAGAACAAAUAUCACAAUAGUUUUCUACAAAAAAUAACAAUAA